Penicillium alfredii is the source of this 2106-nucleotide messenger RNA. RefSeq names its product putative C6 transcription factor. Gene Ontology annotation, molecular function: DNA-binding transcription factor activity, RNA polymerase II-specific; zinc ion binding; DNA binding. NCBI's taxonomy places the organism in Eukaryota, Fungi, Ascomycota, Eurotiomycetes, Eurotiales, Aspergillaceae. Gene Ontology annotation, biological process: regulation of DNA-templated transcription; DNA-templated transcription. The record is from RefSeq and is a predicted model, not a curated record. Gene Ontology annotation, cellular component: nucleus. The coding region runs from base 1 to 2106 and encodes 701 amino acids. The transcript is spliced from 6 exons.
AUGAUGUCGCGUGAAAUCCAUCGUGGAAGAUUACGUUCCCAUGAGGCCUGUCUGAAUUGCAGGCGGAAGAAGACCCGUUGCCCGGCCGAGAAACCGGCCUGUUCCAGCUGCGUACGGCUGAACCAGCCGUGUCUCUAUACGUCAGUCCCCAGGGGAUCUCGGGGUGGCCAAUCGAGUGACCGACUGGCCUACCUGGAAGAGAAGGUAAAUCUCAUCUUAAAUGGUUCUAGACCGGCCCAACCGGCCCGUCAGGAACAGGGACACGAUGCGAUCAAUGAUCUGUCGGAAACCUCCUACUCGACUAACACCCGGCUGUCCUCUGGCGAGCCGAACUGUUCUCUCAACGAUCCUUUUCUCUUUGGCUUGGGGUUCGAAGACUCAGGUCUACAAGCUUCCUCGCCGGCAAUCGCCAGAGGGAUAGACCUCUACUUUGAAAAUUGCCACCGACAGCCAAUCUGGUGUUUUGACCGAGACGAGCUCAGAGACCAGAGCUGCUUGUCCGAAGAACUUGUCUGUAGCAUCCUCGCGCUGACCUCACGAUUUUCCCGAGAGCAAGACCAGUUCCAGCAUUAUGGCGACAGCGCUCGAAGCUUGAUCAUGCUUCGUAUGGCUAAUGGGACUGUAGAGCUGGAAACCAUCGAAAGCCUUUGUUUACUAUCAUAUUCCUCCUUUAUAGAUGGGAAUAUACGACUCGGUCGCUUUCACCUCGGACUUGCCUUUCAACUUUGUCGCUCAGCAAAGUUGGACCUGGAGUCCACCUAUGUCUUUGACUGUUCCACCACCGAGCGGAAGAAGCGCCUCUUUUGGAGUCUUCAGUCUCUAGAGCAGUCUUACGGUCAACAGGAUGGCUUUCUCAGCGUACCAUCCGAGAUUCUCCGUUCAUUUUAUGUCUCCGCUGGUGGAGAGCAGGUUUCCGAGAAGGACCUCGAGUCUAAACCCCCACCGUUACCCAGAGAUGACAUCGGUUGUGCCAGACCAUCGGACAUCAGUAUUUGGAGUUUGGCCGCCCACUUUGGAUGGGUCUGGAGUCGCGUGCGAACAUACGUCUCGGAGUGUGCCCGAAACAGACUAAAAGCGCCCUGGAGAAAUGACUCCAUGUACGCGAUGAUACUGUCAGACCUCACAGAAAUCGAAAACAAGAUGUCACAAUGUCACCGCUAUGACUCGGUCAAGUUUUAUGAGCGCAAAGGUGACGAGCUUCGUGUUAAUCGGGACUACUGGGUUCCUUGGUUAAAGCUGCAGUUCACUUACCAUUCUAUCCUGACCGUGCUAAAUCACCCCUUUCUCUACAUUGUGGCCUCGCAAUACAACCACAACUUGGCCAUCCCAAAUGCCUUUUGGCGACGGUCCUCUGAAUUGGUUUUGCUACACGGGACUUGGAUUGUUCGCAUGAUAGACAUGGUAUCGGACAAGAAGAUGCGGCUCGUUGACCCGUUCUUUGGACAUGCUGCCGCCAUCGCAGCGACGGUGCAUCUCUAUUAUUGCUGCGCCGCAGACCCCCGACUGAAAUAUAAAUCCAAAACAGACUUUGCCAAAUGUAGGAGGUUUUUGAAAAGAUUUGUCUCCUUUUCGCCUCUUUGUCAAGCCUUAGACCAUACCUUGAACAAGAUGACGCGAAUCGCGUCUGGCUCCGAAAGUGUGGACUAUGAUUGGGAGCCGUCCAAGAUCCAUCUGAGUAUACCGUUGAUGUGGGAUGUGCUUCAGGUCAACUGCAUACCAGAACACCACGAAACAUCCUCUGGCGGUCUCCUUCAUCCUUCACUAACCCCUGCAGUUGCUCGCGAGGAAUCCGAGGGCCCCGCCUCCACACUUGAAAUCAUCGUGGCCAUGUCGCCCGAAGUGACCGUCAACACAGCCGAUGGAGGACAGACGGCGCAUAUGCCACCUCAUCUGACACAUAUUCGCUCGGCACCCGCUUCGCCAGGUAGCAUGGCGCUCGGCGACAAACUGGUUGCACCUGCCGACAGCCUCAUGACGAAUACACCGUGGCUCUGGACAGAUCCCUCGCAGUUUGUUGAUAUGGACAAUAUAGGAUAUCAGGAUUCGGAUUCCGCGCUCGGCAACAUCGAGGGAUUUUCCACGUGGUGGGAUUUCGGAAACUUAUAG